Messenger RNA from Macadamia integrifolia, 1706 nucleotides. Its product is annotated as isoamylase 1, chloroplastic-like. The record is from RefSeq and is a predicted model, not a curated record. Bases 87 to 1238 code for a protein of 383 amino acids. The transcript has 10 exons. Lineage: Eukaryota; Viridiplantae; Streptophyta; Magnoliopsida; Proteales; Proteaceae.
GGUUCAGCAACUUUUUUCUAUCUUUCAACAUGGAUUUUUAGUGUCUGCAUUUUACCGCUUUAUUCAACAGAUAUUGGGUUACAGAGAUGCAUGUGGAUGGCUUUCGCUUUGAUCUUGCAUCUAUACUGACCAGGAGUAGCAGUCUUUGGGAUGCAGUUAAUGUAUAUGGGAACCCAAUAGAGAGUGACUUGUUGACAACAGGCACUCCCCUGAGUAGCCCCCCCUUAAUUGAUAUGAUCAGUAAUGAUCCGAUCCUUUGUGGAGUGAAGCUUAUUGCUGAAGCAUGGGAUACUGGUGGGCUUUACCAAGUUGGUACAUUUCCACACUGGGGUAUUUGGUCAGAAUGGAAUGGGAAGUAUCGAGAUAUAGUUCGACAGUUCAUCAAAGGUACAGAUGGAUUUUCCGGGGCUUUUGCUGAAUGUCUUUGUGGUAGCCCAAAUCUAUACCAGGGAGGAGGAAGGAAACCUUGGAAUAGUAUCAACUUUGUAUGUGCACAUGAUGGAUUUACUUUGGCUGAUCUCGUUACAUACAACAAUAAACAUAACUUGGCAAACGGGGAAGACAACAAUGACGGAGAGAAUCACAACAAUAGCUGGAACUGCGGACAAGAGGGAGAGUUUGUGAGCCUUCCGGUCAAAAGACUGAGGAAAAGACAAAUGCGGAAUUUCUUCCUCUGCCUUAUGGUUUCCCAAGGUGUGCCAAUGAUUUACAUGGGUGAUGAGUACGGUCACACAAAGGGAGGCAACAACAAUACAUAUUGCCACGAUAACUAUAUUAACUAUUUCCAUUGGGAUAAGAAGGAAGAGUACUCGUCCGACUUUUUCAGGUUUUGCUGUCUCAUGACAAAGUUUAGGCGUGAAUGUGAAUCCCUAGGUUUAAAUGACUUUCUGACAGCAGAGCGACUGCAGUGGCAUGGACACAUACCUGGGAUGCCAGACUGGUCGGAAACGAGCCGAUUUGUAGCCUUUUCCUUAAUCGAUUCAGUGCAUAGAGAGAUUUAUGUUGCAUUCAACACUAGCCAUUUAGCUGUCAUUGUUACUCUACCAGAAAGGUCUGGUUACAGAUGGGAACCCCUGGUUGACACUAGCAAGCCAUCACCAUUUGACUUCCUCUCAGACAAUGUGUCAGAAAGAGAUGCAGCAAUCAAACAAUAUGCCAACUUCCUUGAUUCCAACUCAUACCCAAUGCUUAGUUAUUCAUCCAUCAUCCUGAUGCUUUCUCCGGAUGAUCAGGCUUAGCUCAUAUCCCACUUCUGCUACUAAGUCCCCCAGAGAUAUAUUUAUACGCUCAUCUUUCUCUGCCAGUAAUUCGUCUUAGUAGACAACCCUGCAAGCACUGCAAGAGGCUUCUGUGAUUCACAGAACAUGGCUGGAUAAUGUAAUUGCUAAGCAAUCUGCAUGGAAAGGGAAUGAAGAAGUUUAAUCUCAUGUUGAAAUUAGAAACAUCAAUAAGGAUUUUGGGAUGUGAUUGAAAAUGUAAUUACUACAGAUUUGUAUGAAAGGUUAGAAAGAAAAGGGAAAAGAGAUAUUUUAAUUUGAGACUUGUGUUACAGUUGAGGGGUUUAAUGGAAUAGCCCAAGGAGUUCUUUAGCUUUAAGUGCUAGGGGAGACGAAUCAGUUCAUCAAAAGAAUUCAAUCGAACUAUUUGUUUGCUUGGUCUAAAACAAUAUGAAGUACAAGAUGAAAAUGCAACUUGACGAUUCUGAA